GCAACGAUUCGUAUGCUUCGUUGGGCACUGAUUGUUCUCAGCAAGGACUCGGCUGGUGUUAUACCAAACGAAAUUUGUGCUGUAGUAAUGGAAAACGCCAAAGUCGUUGGCGAAAUGCGUCUGAUUCGUCGUGGAUUCCAACCAAAACCAUCACGCAACGCACAAAAUGUGCGCAACAUCACAUGGGAUCCUAGUCUGCCAUCGGAGGUGAACAUGGCCGCCGUCCAACUAGUUAAAUUUGUCCAAGGUACAUGGAACGGUCUUGUCAUGAUUCCCGAGCAUCAAAUGAGCCGACUCGGCAUAGCUAUGCAUUGGAUGAAGCAGACUCGCGACGCGUACUGCAGACGAGACACUAGCACAAUGCGCUUGGAUCGCAUAAUGUGCCUCGAAGAUAUCAUAACAGUAUUCCGGCAAGUAAACGAGAAAAGCACAAUAGACGUCGAAGAAGACGAGCAGUACGAGCAACUACGUGACCUAGAACUCUCUGAUACAAUUUUAUUUGCUAGGGCCGCCGCAGAAUACUUUGCCCGAGUCAUGAAAAUGUGCACGGCCCAAACGUCUACGACAGCAAUUCAACGCACUCAUCAGGUGGACACAUCAGCGAGUUCAUCCUCCACUGAAGAAGGCACUACACUUCAAGCACGAGGUGACAGCUGCUGGUCACUUGGGCCACCGAUAUGUUCCGAUGUGAAAGGCCCAGAACUGUAUCCGAUUCUUUUCGAACCUCCUAAACGACGAAUAUUCGGGAAGCUAGCAUCAAACCCAUUCAACAAGCCAGCAAACACACAACCACCAGAACCAGUGUACAACGAAGAACUGGUAGCCGGAAUCACGCAGCUUACAUGUGGUCGCAUGACAACCAAAGAGCCUCGGGAACCCCAAAUGCAACGUAAUCCACCCCCGAAUCCGUAA
This is a messenger RNA of Haemonchus placei, 912 nucleotides long. The record is from the annotation of a GenBank genome assembly. NCBI's taxonomy places the organism in Eukaryota, Metazoa, Nematoda, Chromadorea, Rhabditida, Trichostrongylidae.